CGGGUACCUCCUCCGACUCUGAUGACAGCGGUUCCCUGAAUGCAGACAGUUCAGUAUCUAGUAAAAGUGCAGACAGUUCAGCCUCAGACGACCGUAAGAAACGCAGUGCGGGUACCUCCUCCGACUCUGAUGACAGCGAUUCCGUGAAUGCAGACAGUUCAGUAUCUAGUGAAAGUGCAGACAGUUCAGCCUCAGACGACCGUAAGGAAACGCAGUGCUGGUACCUCCUCCGACUCCGAUGACAGCGGUUCCGUGAAUGCAGACAGUUCAGUAUCUAGUGAAAGUGCAGACAGUUCAGCCUCAGACGACCGUAAGAAACGCAGUGCUGGUACCUCCUCCGACUCUGAUGACAGCGGUUCCGUCAAUGCAGACAGUUCAGUAUCUAGUGAAAAUGCAGACAGUUCAGACUCAGACGACCGUAAGAAACGCAGUGCGGGUACCUCCUCCGACUCUGAUGACAACGGUUCCGUGAAUGCAGACAGUUCAGUAUCUAGUGAAAGUGCAGACACUUCAGCCUCAGACAACCGUAAGAAACGCAGUGCGGGUACCUCUUCCGACUCUGGUGACAGCGGUUCCGUGAAUGCAGAUAGAUCAGUAUCUAGUAAAAGUGCAGACAGUUCAGCCUCAGACGACCGUAAGAAACGCAGUGCGGGUACCUCCCCCGACUCUGAUGACAGCGGUUCCGUGAAUGCAGACAGUUCAGUAUCUAGUGAAAGUGCAGACACUUCAGCCACAGAAGACCGUAAGAAACGCAAUGCAGGUACCUCCACCGACUCUGAUGACAGCGGUUCCCUGAAUGCAGACAGUUCAGUAUCUAGUGAAAGUGCAGACAGUUCAGCCUCAGACAACCGUAAGAAACGCAGUGCUGGUACCUCCUCCGACUCUGAUGACAGCGGUUCCGUAAAUGCAGACAGUUCAGUAUCUAGUGAAAAUACAGACAGUUCAGACUCGGACGACCGUAAGAAACGCAGUGCGGGAACCUCCUCCGACUCUGAUGACAGCGGUUCCAUGAAUGCAGACAGUUCAGUAUCUAGUGAAAGUACAGACAGUUCAGCCUCAGACGACCGUAAGAAACGCAGUGCAAUUUAAUUUCAAAUUUAUUUUUUCCAUUUUGUUUUCAUUUAAAUGUAAGCUAGAUUAUUAGGUUUCAUAGCAACUUUGCAGAAACAGUUGCAAAUUGAGAACGACGUACUCAUAAUACAAAUUAAAGCAUGGGCUAUGGCAGUCAUAAACAUUCAGUAUUACAGAACAAAAUAAUAAAUAAACACUGACGAACAUACUCGUUGUGAAAUUACACAGAUCACCUUACAUGCAUAAUAAUUAUACAUAUUUCGUUUAACAUAACGGCAUUCUAUAACGUCAUGUGCCUUUAUCUUCAUUUAGUUUUGGAGCGAAUAUUUUCCAACAUUGUAAUUUACUUCAUUUGUUUAUGUACAUUUGUUUUUUUUAUUUCAAUGAUUAUAUUUAUUAAUAAAAAUGUUACAUAUUUAAAGGA
This is a messenger RNA of Ruditapes philippinarum (Manila clam), 1495 nucleotides long. RefSeq names its product dentin sialophosphoprotein-like. The record is from RefSeq and is a predicted model, not a curated record. The transcript has a single exon. Lineage: Eukaryota; Metazoa; Mollusca; Bivalvia; Venerida; Veneridae. The coding region runs from base 148 to 1089 and encodes 313 amino acids.